Molecule: messenger RNA, 2853 nt
Organism: Pleurotus ostreatus (oyster mushroom)
Lineage: Eukaryota; Fungi; Basidiomycota; Agaricomycetes; Agaricales; Pleurotaceae
Exons: 8
Coding region: 1-2853 (950 amino acids)
Cellular component (GO): microtubule organizing center
Source: RefSeq, a predicted model, not a curated record
AUGUCCGCAGAACUCUCCCUUGGAUCCUUACCCUUCGGUUUCACGCCACCAGGCCGUGGGUUUCGAGUGCCAUCAAGUUCAACCAACCCGUCAUCGGCGCCGAUUUCCACCCCCUCACCACCAUCCGGCUUUUCAUCGUUACGGAAACCGAGCGUCGAUGUGGGCUCUGCCAGUCGGUUGGGUAGCAAAGUAGGGGAUGAAGAAGACAACGAGGGGGACUUCAUGGAAACUCCUGGAGGGGAGCGCAAACGGGGGAUGGACUUCAACACGACGCCUGCUGCAUCUACACGCGCCAAACGCACGCGGGCAAGCGCAGGUGCCACAAAAGGCGCGCCACUCACGUUGCGCGACCAAGAGAAGCAAAUCGACCACCUCAAGAAGGAGAACUUUGACUUGAAGCUUCGGCUGCAUUUUUUCGAAGAUCGGCUGCACCAGAUGGCUCCGGAGCAGAUGGAGACCGUGAUCAAGCAGAAUAUUACUCUAAAGACGGAGGUUCAAUCACGGGGAAUGGAGAUCAAGAAGUUGAAGAAGGUGCAGACAAGUCUACAACGGGAGGUUGACAAGCUGUCACGCGGGGCUGCUCGCGAACGUGAACUUGAGGAAAAGCUGGAAGAGAGGGAUAUGGAGCUUCAAGAGCUGCGACGACGGCGUUCGGGACAUAGCUUGGACGAUUUCGCGCUGCGUGAGGCCGAAGCGAGGAAUGCUGAGCUAGAAGAGCAGUUGGAUAGUCUUAAGGGGUUGCUGGAAGAGAACACGGAGGAGAUCGAACGGUUGCAGGAGCUGUUGGAACGCAAGGCAGAUGAAUCGACGAUGAGUGAGGGUGGGCAGGGUAGGAGAGAGCGUAUGAAAAGACGCGUGGAGGACUUGGAGGCGGAGAACGAGAACAUUCGUGAGAGGCUUGAGGAGCAUGUGGACCUCCUCACCCGUAGUCGCGCUCAGAUCCUCGAUGAGAUAGAGGACCGGGAGGUCAUGCAAGAAAACCUCAAUGCACUCAAGGAUAGAUUAGCCGCGGUGACCAUCGAGCUCACGCAAAGGGAAGACGACCUCGAGCUACGGAACCGCGAACUCGAAGAAAUGGCCGAGGACCAUACUCGGGACCUCGAGGACAAUGACCAUGCAUGGCGAAGCGAGAUUGUGGAAAUGCGGAAUCAGAAAGACAACCUAGCUGACGUUCUUGCAGAACGAGAGGCUGCGAUUGAGACUCUCCGAGUCACUAUAGCAGGGUUCCAAGCCGAACAAGAUAACAUCGACGAAGCACUGAAACAGCUUGAAGACCAGAUAGUAGACAAAGACAACGAGAUCCUUAACCUCAACAAGACGAUAGAUAGCCUCCAUGAUCAGUUGUACCAAACUGAAGAUGAGGCCGACCACUUGAAGGAGGCCAUAGAGCGUAUGCAAGAAGACGAAGACGUCGAGAAGCAAGCGCUUCAUGCUGAAGCUUUGGCACAUCGCCAGCGCCAGGAGCAACUCGCACACCACAGCGAAGAUCUCGACGCCCAGCUACGCGAGGAGAGGCGGCUCCGUGAGCGCGCUGUUGCCGAUCUGGACGCGGCUGAUCGUGAACACGAGGAGGAAAUGCGUCGCGAGCGUCGGGCAUUUGAAGCGAAGGAAUCGGCUUUGCAGAGCGCCCUCAAUGAUUUGGCACGGACGCAAUCGUUGCUCGAUCAGCGGGAAUUCGACUUGCAAGCAGUGCAAACGGCGCUGCAAACCAUUGAGGCUGAGUCGAAGCGCGCGGGGGAGACACAUACCACCGCUCGGUUCUCGUUACAGCUUGAGGUCGAUCGCUUGAAACGCGAUCUGGAGAGAUUGGAAGACGAGCUUGCACGGGCAAGGAAGGAUUUGGAGGACAAAGACAGCAAAGGGCGAGAUAGAGACGGCGUGCUUGAUAGGCUUCACGCAGAAAACCGUGACCUGGCGACUCAAUUGGCGGCCCAAACCCAAGCACGACUCAAUGUUACGGAGAAGCUGGAUACCACCCAAGCCAGUCUCAAGGCUGCCGAAGUCCAAGUAGCAACCUUCAGAUCGAGAAUCGCAGAUUUAGAAGAGAGGCUAUCCAAAGACCAGCGCUCGUUGCUCGCGGCUGAGAACCAGUAUAGGGACCAACUUACGGAGCGAAACACGCUCUUGCUGACCAUAUAUCAAUAUAUGGAUAAGAUCCUUGGAGUGGAUAAGACCCCGCCAUUCACCAACUUUAGCGUUUUCCACGACAAUCUCAUCACGAGACUGAAAGCCCUCUCCCAGAUCCAACUCGACUUUGAUAAGCGGUGUAAAGAGGUGGAAUCGAAGUUCACGAAGAAGCUCACGGAUAUGAGGAAGCAGCUAGAUCAUCGGUGGAAACAGAUCGACAAGUUCGAAGAGGCCGUUAAGGGGUAUGCUGAUGCCAAAGCUGCUUGGAGGCGUAAAUACAGCUCCAAAGAGGGCGAGCUGGAGGCGAUCAAGGCAACCAACGCCGACCUGACGACGCAGCUUGCCGCGAUGAAGAAACCUGGGCAGUCAGACGCAAUGGAAGUUCGAGCACUCUCUGCUCGCGCCACGAAUGCUGAGCGACGGCUCAUCAAUGCCCAGAACUUGCUUGCGGCAUCGGAAGAGAAGGUUGCUGAGAUGAAUCAGCGGAACGCGUCUGCGGACUCGAAGUGGGAAGCCAGGGUCAAGGAGUACGAGGCAAGACUGAAGGCAGCAGAAGAGAAGUACAAACGUGAACGGCAAGGAGCGAAAGAGAGAGUGAACGAGCUAGAGAAUAACAUGAAGAAUAUCCGUGAACAGCUUGAACUGGCGCAGAAGAGAAAUAGACAACUAAACGAUGUUGUCCAAACGGCUCGUGCCGGCGACUCACCUGGCAAUUCGUCACGCUGA